GGUCACUGUGCAUUUGGGAUGUGCAGGAACACUGGAACAGACUAUAGGCGUUGUGGAAUGUACAGUAAUAGGAUGUAGACGCGGUGGAGACGUGAACGUCAUAGAUUUUCAUACCAUUCAAUUUGUUUCACGAUUUGGUUGCUCUUCUGGCAGUCCGUGUACGACGAUCUGGACACUUUAUCCAUAGCAAACACAGCGUUUACUGUCCAACUUGUUUGUUGAUUGCUGUGACAUUUUAAUCAUAUUUUAGUCGGUGUCGAACCUGAGGUUAGAGCUACAUACUAUAUAAAUAUCGUGAAUGUAAGUUAAGGGUACUAGUUGGUGCCACAUAUCAUUUUGGACAGUUGAGAAGUAUACACUUACCAUCUGUCGGAAAAACAGUCUAAUCCCGUACAACUCAGGUCGGUUCAGUACAUAUAAUAUACAUAUAUACAUAUCCUCUUCAAUCAUUUGUAGCAUCUUCUAGUAGAAAGCAUGUAUCGCUCAAGGUGCGUAUGGAGCCACACAAACGCAGGUGGCAUUUAUCCUACUAGACCUCUACAGCAUGUCACGCACACAUUUCAGAAGGUCGUUCCGAGUAUAAUAGACCACCCUCGAGUUAGUACGGUCGGCGUUCGAUGCAUAUCUAAUACAUCGGAAACAUCGCUUAAACGCAAUCCUCUGCGACAAUCCAACCACAACCACAAUCACAAACAACAAAUAACAUCUAAGCUGAGGGUUUCGAAAGCCCUGCAAAGCUCGGCUGCAGCGACUGAAUUGAAGUUGCCGCAUGCAUUGCCCUUCACGGAUUUCCUGACGGAUUCCUUCGGUAGACAUCACACAUACCUCCGUAUAUCGUUAACGGAGUCCUGUAAUCUACGCUGUACAUACUGCAUGCCCGCAGAAGGAGUUGAUCGCCAGCCUCGAUCGCAGUUACUGUCAACAGAUGAGAUAGUACGGCUAGCUGAGUUGUUUGUGUCACAGGGUGUGGAGAAGAUACGGCUCACAGGAGGCGAACCGACGGUCAGGAAAGACUUCGUUCAGCUCUGUGAGCGUCUUGGGAAGAUCGAAGGACUGAAGGGAUUAGCUUUGACCUCGAAUGGUAUCGCUUUGGAGAAAAUGCUGCCAGCCCUAAAGGAUGCUGGAGUAACACAGAUAAACAUUAGCUUGGAUACCCUUGUAGCCCCUAAGUACCAUCUGAUAACUCGGCGGCCUGCGUUGAAGAGAGUUCUAUCCUGCAUUGAUGCCGCAUUGGCUAUGGACUUCCCUAACCGGUUAAAGCUUAAUUGCGUGGUUAUCAAGGGGUUUAAUGAUGAUGAGGUGAACGAUUUCGUAGAAUUUACGCGGACACGGGAUAUCGACAUUCGAUUUAUCGAAUACAUGCCAUUCGGUGGCAACAAGUGGGAUGAUAAGAAGUUCAUCUCGUAUACCUCGUUACUGGAAGAGAUAGGCAGCAAGUAUAUAGAUAUUCUUAGGUUACAGGACCAUCCGAACGAUACAUCAAAGGCCUAUAAGGUGGAUGGCCAUGAGGGGCAGAUUGGAUUCAUCACAUCUAUGAGCGAUCAUUUCUGUGGAACAUGCAACCGACUGCGCAUUACAGCUGACGGCAAUCUUAAGGUGUGCUUAUUCGGAAAUGCCGAAGUCAGUUUGCGAGACGCCAUCAGAGACGGCGAGAACGAUGAGAAUCUGGGAGAGUUGAUUGGGGCCGCUGUGCGAAGGAAAAAAUCGCAACAUGCUGGCAUGUAUGCGCUUUCACGUAGCGAAAAUCGGCCAAUGAUACUCAUAGGGGGGUAGUGAGAAUCUCUUGUAAUACCAUAGCUAUACUUAAAAGAUCUGUUUACAAUGGCUCUAAAAUUAGUGUACUCACUCACAAAGAGACAAGCUUGUCAUCUAGAAACCUGUCGUUGUACAACGGAUGCUACAGCUUUUUCUCGCGAGCGGUGGUGGCAAAUUGUGUGUUUAUUGACAACAAAGAAGUUAAUAUCACUAACAGCAUACGUAUAGUCCUAUCCGUUUAUUUAUAGACCUCUGACUGCUCAAGAGCCCUUCAAAUGUUACGGAAAGGGCCAAAAUGGCUACACCUGUGGCACACUAAGGUACCAAACGCAUGUCGGGAUUUCGUGAAAGCACAAUGGAAUACGGAAUACCACUUUGGUAUUUGUGAUUUCGUGGUCAUAUGGAGAUAAGCGUCUUUUAAGUGGCAGGGCUUUAGGGUUUUAGCUCGCUAACUCUCUCAUAAUUGCAAAAAAAAAAAGUUUGGGAGUCUGGACUGUCACUCUCAAAAAACAAUAGACCCGCAUAAAAAUGAAAUAAAAAUUCUUUUAGCGUUAAAGUCAUUGCCUUCUAAAGAAGACAUAAAGUUUUAAUAAAACCGUUUUUUA
This is a messenger RNA of Sphaeroforma arctica JP610, 2360 nucleotides long. Its product is annotated as molybdenum cofactor biosynthesis protein A. The coding region runs from base 475 to 1773 and encodes 432 amino acids. The record is from RefSeq and is a predicted model, not a curated record. Gene Ontology annotation, biological process: Mo-molybdopterin cofactor biosynthetic process. The transcript has 6 exons. Gene Ontology annotation, molecular function: cyclic pyranopterin monophosphate synthase activity; metal ion binding; GTP 3',8'-cyclase activity. NCBI's taxonomy places the organism in Eukaryota, Ichthyosporea, Ichthyophonida.